AUGGGGAAGAAAAAGAAGAAUAGUGGAAGACAGAUAUUCAACAUUGGCCUCCGAGCAUCUAACUCAAGUUUGCUCUCACCUGCUGAGCAAUUUCAGCUUAGAUCUGAUGAUGAGGAUGAAAGUUCUCCAGGUAUAAUGGGUUCCACUGGUCCAAAGGGUGAAAAGAAGAAGAAAACAAUGGCGGAUAUUCUUGAUUCAUGUAACUCUCAGUGUGAAGCUCAUUUACCUGGGGUUCAGGUACGUAGUCUGAGUAAAUCUCUCAUUUCUGGUGAGGGGACUUCAUCCAGGGUAUCUUGGGCUGAUGAGCUAGAUCUAGAUCUAGAUCUAGAAAUGGAUUCUCCUCUUAAUCCAAACCCUUCAUCUGUUAAUAUCUCCUCUGCUCCUCCUUUGAAUCCUAUUUUGAACUCUGGUAAUAGUACUUCUCCAUUGUUAAGCUAUGGUAUCGGUACUGUUCCAUUGAAUUCUAAAAAUCAAGAAAAUGUUAUCAACUUGGAAUCUGAUAGACAGGACGAGAACACCUCUAAUAUAUCACCACUGGUUCUUAAUGAUGUUCCAAAUGUGAAUCCCAAAAGAAGCUGUGUCAGUUUUUUUGCUGAUAACAGGAAGCAAGGCAGUGGUUUAGAUCUGAAUUAUAUCCCCCCUGAAUCAAAGGAUGUGGUUUCUUUUAAUGAUGAAGAAUGGAAUGAGGGGGUUUUUAUCUGGCAGUUUUCCCUUGUUGGUCAGGUAAUGGGUUUGAAUGUCAAAUUUAAAGCAAUUGAAGGUUUCAUUAAGAAAGUCUGGUCUCCACUUGCUCUGCCUGAGAUUAACCUUCUCAAAUCUGGAGUAUUUCUCUUUAAAUUCAAAAAUAAUGAUGAUAUGAAUAAUAUACUUUUAUCUGGUCCCCGGUUUUUUGGUUCUCGACCAAUGUUAUUGAAGCCUUGGACUGUGGGUGAUGAUUUUGAAAAGUUAAAGGAUUGCAUCUACCCAUUAUGGAUUCAGCUACCAGAGCUAAAAUUAAACCUGUGGAAUGCUAAGGGAAUAAGUAAAAUUUCUAGCAUUAUAGGCCGUCCUAUAGCUACUGAUAUGCUCACUACUAAUAUGAAAAGACUGGCGUAUGCUAGAGUACUUGUUGAAGUCAAAAUGCCCUCUCCACUCCCAGGUCAUAUAGCUAUUCAAGGGCAUGAUGGCUCACAAUAUACUCAAAAAGUUAUAUAUGAACUAAAGCCAAGAUGGUGUGAUCACUGUAAAAAUGUUGGGCAUGAUACUAAAUUCUGUAAAAGACAUUAUCCUUUACAAAGAUGGGUCCCAAAGCAAAAGAAUAAUGUGGCUCAAUCUGGUAUUUCUUCCUGCCAGACUGUGGGUGAAGUCCUGGAGAAGCAAAUUGAUGAGAUAAUUCCUCCUAUUGGAAAUCAGCUUGCUGGCAGUAAUAGUAUGCAUCCUCCUACAGAGAAACUUGGAGUUGAGAAUUUGUCUUCAAACAAAAUUUCAGAAGAAGUGGCUCUUGCUAGUGUUGCAAACAGUGCUGUGCAUGUUCAACCUGUUUUGGAAAUGAACAAAGGAAAAGAAGCUAUCCUCACUGCUCUUCUUGAAACAAAGUUAAAGCUGAGUAAAGUCCAGGCUAUUGCUAAGAAGAUUGAUAUUAACUGGGAGUGGUUUUCAAAUGCAAAUAUUUCAGAUAAAGCCAGAGUUAUGAUUCUGUGGGAUCCUAACAUAUUAGAUGUCCAGAUCAUCUGUUUUUCUGCUCAACAUAUUUCCUGUGCUGUCAAGUCCCUGGAUGGUAGGCUUAAUUGUAUUAUUUCCUCAGUUUAUGGAUACAAUCAAGCUGAAGCUAGGAAGUUGCUAUGGACUGAUCUUUCUCAGAUUCAGCAAAUUUCAGGUAAUUUGCCUUGGUUGUUGUGUGGAGAUUUCAAUGCCAUGAAUACUAAAGAUGAGAAACUGGGUGGUACAACUCUAACUGAAGCUGAUACUUUAGAUUUUAAUCAAUUCAUUGACAAUUGCCAGCUUACUCAUCUGAAAACCAUUGGUUGCUUCUUUACUUGGAAUAACAAACAAGAUGCUGCUACCAGAGUUUUGAGCAGACUGGAUAGAGCUUUAGUGAAUGAUCAAUGGAUUAACACUUAUAAUUCAAGUCAAGCAGAAUUCCUUUUACUCAGCUUCUCUGAUCAUUCCCCUGCACUUGUUACAAUUUUUAAGGAUCAACUGAAGCUCCUGAAAAUAGCUCUGAAGGACCUUAACAGAAGACACUUUAGCAAUAUCAGUGAACAGGUUUUGAGAGCUAAAGUAGAUCUGGACAAUGUUCAAAAAGCCUUAUCAUUAGACCCUCUUAAUGAUGCUCUUAUAUGUCAAGAGAAAGAUUAUAUCUCUUCUUUCAAUAAGCUUUUGGAAUGUGAGCUAUCAUUCUACCAACAAAAAGCUAGAAUUAAUUGGAAUCUCCAAGGGGACAGGUGCACAAACUUUUUCCACUCUAUUGUCAAGAACAAUAGGCACAAAAAUAGAGUUAUGGUCCUGUACAACAACAAUGGUGAGAGAAUUAUUAAGGGUGAUAAGAUUGUCCAGGAGCUAAUUUCUUACUACAAGUCCUUGUUAGGAUCAUCAAUUUCUACAGAUCCUCCUGUUAUUGAUAUAAUUAAAAAUGUCCCAUGUCUCAAUGAUCUUCAAGCUAGGAAUUUAACAAAGCCAGUUACAAAAGAUGAGAUCAGGAAUGCAAUCUUUUAUAUGCCUGAUGAUAAGGCACCAGGUCCCGAUGGUUUCAAUGCUUCUUUCUACAAAUCUGCAUGGUCCAUUAUAGGUGAAGAAACCACACAAGCUAUAGAGGAUUUUUUUCAAGUCUGA
Messenger RNA from Asparagus officinalis (garden asparagus), 2811 nucleotides. RefSeq lists its product as uncharacterized. The record is from RefSeq and is a predicted model, not a curated record. The coding region runs from base 1 to 2811 and encodes 936 amino acids. The transcript has 3 exons. Lineage: Eukaryota; Viridiplantae; Streptophyta; Magnoliopsida; Asparagales; Asparagaceae. Gene Ontology annotation, molecular function: catalytic activity.